AUGGAAGAGGUUAAAAGUGUGCUUGAGAAGAUGGAAGAAGAGAAUGACAAUCUAGCAAUGGAAACUAGGACAUGUGAGGCUGUCGCAAAUCGCUUUGGAGAUGACGUUAAAGAGAUCAAAACAGUUGUAGACGGAUGUCUGAAAGAGAUUGAAGAGCUUAAAGCAGUUCUCAGUUGUCGUGAUGAAGAGAUGCAUGAGCUUAAGUAUGGCCUGAAGUGUUGCAGAAACGUGAUUGUGUGUGGUUUGGGAGUGGUUUUGUUCUUCUUUUUCACAGCAGCUUGA
This is a messenger RNA of Microthlaspi erraticum, 282 nucleotides long. The record is from the annotation of a GenBank genome assembly. NCBI's taxonomy places the organism in Eukaryota, Viridiplantae, Streptophyta, Magnoliopsida, Brassicales, Brassicaceae.